Molecule: messenger RNA, 4164 nt
Organism: Patiria miniata (bat star)
Lineage: Eukaryota; Metazoa; Echinodermata; Asteroidea; Valvatida; Asterinidae
Product: transmembrane protein 130-like
Exons: 7
Coding region: 213-1559 (448 amino acids)
Source: RefSeq, a predicted model, not a curated record
CUUGGAGGAAUAAACCUCCUUUGGUUCUCUAUCUCCAAGCCAAAUAGUUUUGUUAUGUAAUGUCGAGUUUUUUUCCCUGACUCAUGCUCAUUCUUGUACUACACAGUUGCACAUCUGAGAAAUCGACGAUAAUGUUUUCUUGCUUCUUCAGAUAGCUAGUGGGUUUCUUGUAAGAACAAACUGCUGACCGGGCCAAGACAACUGUCGGAAAGAUGAUGUCCGUCUGCAAGAUGAACAAGCAGAUUUUCCCCACCUUUGCCUUCGUAGUGGUGUGCGUACAGUUUACCUGCCAGUAUACCACUGCCAACGGACUCACAUCCAAAGUCUUGAUAACCAAUGACGGACCAACUAUCCUGGGCGCAACCACGACGUUCACCGCGAAGCUCAGCUUCGUCAACGAAACUGUCAAAACGUUGCCCUCCAACAAGACGGCAAAGGGCGAGCCCACGUACUUGUAUGCCUAUUACUGGAAGCAGUGGAUUUGUGACGAGUACAAAGUGGUCGAGAUUAAACAGAACGCUUCGUGCAAUUUCACCCAGACGUACACAUGUUCCGGAGACAUUGGUUCUCACACAGUUACUGUUGACGUUAGGAAGAACACUUUCAUCAUCAAACCUUUGGUAACAAGUAACACCACUGCCUUCCAGAUAUCAGAGCACAUAAACGCCAAUCUAAGCGUCAAGCAAGGAAUAUCCUGCAAUUCCUCCUAUGGCGCCGAAACCUGCAACGUCGUUGCAACCAACAAGUCUGUGGACAUGGUGGUCGACAUUCACGACCCCAGCAACUUCUUCAAAGGUGCCACCUUGCUGUAUCACUGGAGGUUUGGAGAUGGAGUUGCAGAUACCACAAUUAAUCAGCCCGCAGUUUCCCAUAUGUACAAGAAACCAGGGCAUUAUGGGAUAACCGUGAACAUGACGGCCAUCUUUCCAAAUGACGCUGAGGGUGAAAAGCAAAGGCAGCCUAAGACUGGAAACAUCAAAAAGAACCUACACACAAUGGAUGCGGUAAGGAAUCUGACGAUCAAAGGAAAAGGCAAUUUUCCAGCUGGCGUAAAAGAGAGUUACAACAUAUCCUGUCUUGCAAGUCUGCCCGUUGAAGUCUGCUGGUACGUCAUCCCUAUUACGACCCACACGUUGCUGACAGGCUAUUCAGACACGAUAAAGUGCAAUCAACAAGUGCUGACAAAUAGGACGUGGUUUGAAAUCCAUCAGUGGUUCAACACUAGUGGAGGCUACAGCAUCGGGGUACGUGCUCAGAACACCGUCAGCAAUGCAAACUCCAACAAGAAUGUACAUGUAGAGGACUCUGCGAAUACAGUCGUCGGUCUGGUCAUCGGGGUUCUCUUCGGCGUAGCUGGCUGUAUCCUCUGUGCCGCCGUCAUCACCAGCCACAUGCGAGGGCACAGACAACGCCACGUUGAGGUGGCCAACUUUGAUUUCCAGAGCCAGGCACAGCGCAGCCUGACGCUGGGCACCAAAAUCCGGCAAUUCUUCUCAGGAGGCUCAAGAGAGGAAAGCAUGCCCCUCUCGCAAGAUUUCAAUCGAAAUCAGACUGUUUGAGGAGACCAGCACUGGUCCGAAGUUAAAACAUUUGAUACCAGAAUUUAAGCAGUAUUCUUCUUUCUAAGUCCGGCCAAUUAUUUUGAACACUUUCAUUAUGCAAAAAUACUCAAAGUUUUGUUUCACUUCAAAAAUAUUUAUAUGGUGUUUUGGAGUAUAUGUAUAUAUUGAAAUAGAUUUUGUAGGUUUUUUGUUGUAUACGUGUACAAGAACUGGAGGUUUCCCCAAUCAUCAUGCAGGAUAUGGUAUGCCAUUAUUUAUGCCAACGUUGAAAUCCUAUUCAUCACACCAUUUGUAACUAUUAAAACAUGUGCACAGAAUCACACAAUGAAAAAAAAAUCCUCAAUUUUCCCAUUGCCUGUAAAUUAACUAUUCCUAAGAUGGAAUUUGUGCCGGGGUGAUGUACAUCAAUAUUAGGUUUGGCCCUUCACCGACGUAUAAACACUGCAUAUCAGUGAUUCUUUUUCCAACUUUCACUCGGGAGGUAACACACUGAGUAUACAGUUUUUAUGUGAAGGAGAAUACACGAGAAAGUGUGGAUUCGUAAUUUAAGAAUUCACGAGGCGCGAAGCGCCAAGUGAAUUUCGUAAAUUGAGAAUCCACACUUGCAAAUGUAUUCUUCGACUUAAACCAUUGCAUCUGCAGAAGAUUUGUCGUUCCGAAUCCACACUUUGUGACCAGUGUAAGAGAUUUGUAGUUCCGAAUCCACACUUUUAACCAUUUUGUAACGUCAUACCAAUGGUUUAAACGUCGGUGAAGGGCAACACCUAAUAUUGAUGUAAAAUUAACCGUCCGUUACAUUUCUUCUGCACUGCAAAUGGUUGGGGAUCCUCGUUAUUAAUCGUGGUCGGCAGCUUUGUAACAAAACUUUUUUUGCAAAAUAUAGAAGAUAUUACGUACUUUUACAUACUACAAAGGGGACUAUGCAAUUUUUAAGUACAUGUACAAAUGUAUGCUUGUUUGUUGAUGCAUUCUCAUGAUCAUGAAAAUUUCUUUUUGAUAUUAGCGGUGUAAAUACAUGUACAGCAAUGCAAGGCAGUAUUAAAUGCUAAUAGUGGCAUUUCUUACCUUUUAAACCUCACCCAGAAUUUAGUACGGUAAUGAUGAAACUGGUGAUACAGUUACAAUCAGUUUAGUAAAGCGCUGGUUUUUGCAGGUUUGGAAAUAGGCCCAAUUUCAUGGUGUUGAGCUAAGCACACAGGUUUUUAAUAUUUGUUAGAUUGGUGGAUGCGUGUGUAUACAUGAUGAAUCGGUGGAGAUGUGUAGAUAAGUGUGGUGGACAUGUACAGCUGAUUUUCUCGUUUUUCACUAUAUAUGCCAUAAAAAAAUUGAAGAACACUGUAUAAAGUCUUGUAAAGCUUGGUCUACUCCUAUUUUUGGUGUUACUUUCUGGUUGCAUGCCUGAUUUUAGGAUGGCAUUAUGUGUGUAUUAAAACAAUUGUGCAAACGUUGAUUGUGUAUACCCAAUGAUUGUGUAUACGUUGUAAAUAAAGUGUUGUAUUUUGUAAUGUUGCAUCGGCUAUUUAAAUUUGGGAUAUUUUUACAUGCUUUUUCCAUCCGAUCAAAUGUAGAGUAGUAAUUUAAAUGCAAAUGUACGAACUUUACCUGUGUUAUUUUAAUACAUGUAUGUGAAAUUGCAUAAAAAUAUAAGUGUUAUUGUAAAAAAAAAAAGGAAGAUUUAAUCUUUAUAUGUGAAUGUAUCUCAUAACAGCUUUCUUGUUUAUCACCGAUUUGAAAAAAAGUAAAUUAUGUGGUGUGUGGAUGAGAUAAAGUGCCAAUGGGCCUUAUGCACAAGUCGGCCAUUUUGAAUUGAAAUUGAGGUAAAAUCUAAAUUUUGGGAACUUGCGAAGAGCUAGAAAUGAUCAAGCAAGUUAAUUGCCAAUUAAUUCCAGUCUGCUUCAAUGAAUAAUUAAACAUUUGGAAUAAAACAUUCCCUUUAUGUUUAAAGCCUGAUUAAAAAAAUCUGGCAGUAAAUAAAGGCUGCGUUAUGCCUGCAUGAAUAGUCUGGCGCCACCCCAUUCAACAGUUAACAAUUAUUGAAAUACAUUAAGGGGACUUGACCAAAAUGGCCAACUCGUGCAUAAGGCCCAUGUUACUUUCUGACAGGUUUUUAAAAGAUGUGAUUCUUAAAAAAAAACACGGACCAGUCAGAUCUCGAGUCAACAACUUUGUUGUGACACACUGCCAAUUGUGGGAUGGGAGGGGAAAACAGGUAAAGUGGGAGGGUGUUUCAAAAUUCUGUCGCACUUUGAUAUAAAAGUAGUUUUAUAAAAGUGGUUGUUGUAAAACGUUUUGUGCACUUUUCAUUGCCUUUAACUUAAGCACUUACAUGUACAUGUUGUUUAUUGAAGUUUUGACUUGUAGUUAGUGUGUAGUUUCUGAAAUGUUGAAUAAGCCAUUUGCGAGUAACCUAUACCCUUUGGGAUUUACAUUUGAAAAACAUCUGGUACACUGACUUGCUCAUCAUGCUCGGCACAUUUUAACUUUGAAUUCUCCAGACCAAAGACACCGUUGCUAAUCAAAUGAUUCAGGGCAAGCUCUUGCAUAGUUGCGAAAGAGACGCUCAGCACCAAUACAUUGUUUACAAUGGAUGAGAUGGCACAAA